CUUACAUUGGUGUUAGGAGUUCUGGUUCUCAAGUUAUAAACGACAGUUUGUCGCUCUUAUGUGUAAAUGCGAACAUGUUGCAAAAUAGAAAUACUAAAGUCACGAUGACCCGAAGUACCAGGCACCUAAAUUUGAGAUUUUGAUUUGGCAAUAUUCCAAUAUUUAGUUGUAAUAGAUCGAACUACAAAAGAUGCAAAGCGAAAUUUGUUUUUCGCAUAUAAACUCUUUUAGCUGCGAAAGUAUCUACCUGGAGUUUGAUUUAUUAUGCAGGAGGUUACAAGUCUUCAAAAUCUGGUUUGGAAAAAAAGUUUGUUGAUCAAUGCAUAGGCAUAGCCUAGCGAAGAAUUGGAAAGAUUGUCGAAAACCUUUACUAAUUUAUUUGGCGUUUCAGUGCUAAUUAUACGAAUUAGUUGUGGGAUUCUUGCAUGCAAAAUUUAAACAAAAAUUAGUAGAAAUAAUGCUCACAAACUACCAUCAAUAGAUUUAUGUCAGAGCUUCGAAAACCAUAGAAGGUUCACUGGAAAAGGCGGCUAGGAAAAUCAAAUACCUAUUAGUAGCAAGAAAACACAAAAACUUUGAAAGAUGUAAAUAAAAGGAUUGGUAAAAGAGUCAGUAAUGGAAUCUGCAUAAUGUACGACACAAAAGACUCGCCCUCUAACGAUAGAGUUGAAAAAGAACAUAUUGAGUUUUGGAAAGAAUGUGGGAGAAAUAGUUUUCCAAUUCACUUAAUGUUCUUAUCGGAGAGGCAAACAAAAGUAUUUUUUUUGUGGCGGCCAGAAAAUAAAUUUUAGACGAGAGAAAAUUUUGUAUGGAUUUCUAAACCUUAAAAUCUACUAAGAUAACUACUAUAAUAACAAAUAAAUAAAUAUAUUUCACAACUAAGUAUCUAUCUUUCUAGCAACAUUUUUACAGAAAUUUUAUGGCUGUAUGGGGUGGAAAUAAGUACUUUUUGGAUAUACUUACUAGUAAACAUCAGAAAUAAGAUCUUUGACUCAAGAUAAAAAAGAAUAAUUUACGUACUAUAGUAGUAACAGCAUUUAUAACCUCCGUUUUAACACUUUGAACUAUAGAAACACCUGCCAUGACCAACAACAAUAUUUUUUCAUGUUUUGAGUCUUUUUUCCACAACAAGUCUUGAUCAAAAAGGUUUGUUAUUAUGCGAUGCCGCCAAAAAUGUUAAUAAAUAUACAGACCGAAAACAUUCAACAACAAAUCGAAUACGCAAUAUGGUUGCUUCAUCUUUAUUCUCGAAUCUUUACUUUCUUUAUCUUUAAGGCUCGAAUACACGGAACAAUUUUGCAGAUCAAUUUUCAAAAUAAAAUAUUGAACUAAAAUUGAUCUAAUAUUGUUGCGUAUAUAUCGUAGAAAAAUAACAGAACGAUAAUGCCAUAAUGACGUAAAAACACUCAAAAAUUGAUCUAAUAAAAUCAAACCGGUUUGAUUUUAUUAGAUCAAUUUUUCGUCGGAACAAUAUUAUUUCAAAGGAAACCGCCAGCUGCUCACUUUUUUUCGAAACUCACGCUCGGUAUUUUAUUCAUUUCAAAUGUUUUUAUGCACGUAAAGAGAGUAAAUGAAGAGAAACGCGACUAAACAUGUCAGAUAAUUUUGUUUUACCAAGUACGUUUAGAUCGUAUCAAGCCGCAAGGCAAACUGAAUUAAGAUCCUCAAUUCCUGACAAUGACAAUUCGCAGGACACGCAAAAACGGAGUGAACCAGCUGAGGAGAUUGCACAACCUGAAACAGCUGUGGUUGCAAAAAAACGUGGCAGACCUUCAAAAAAGUCAUCCGAAAAAAGAGAUUGGGAUGAUAACGAAAUCUUUGUUCUUAUUGAAACUUGGUCGAAUCACGAUAAUCUCUACAACACAAGAAACAGCCAAUAUUUUAAUCGUGGUACACGACAAAAAUCUCUUGAAAAAAUUCAGAAAGAAUUAGCAGACCAAGGUAUUUUUGCUUCAGUGAAAGAUAUUGCAGAUAAACUCACAAAUCUAAAGACAUACUAUGGUGGUCAAAAAAGAUCUGUCGAAUCUUCAAAGGCCAGUGGCGCUGGAGCUGAUGAUGUUGUGGUAAAUUAAAUUCAGAUUGUUCUUUAUAUUGUCUCGUGUAUGUAUACAAAAAUAUUAAAUUAAUUUAAGAAUUGAGUAAUUAUUGACCUAAAAUUUUUGUAUGUAUUUUUUUCAACAAUAUUCCGAAAAAUAAUAUUUUUCGAAAAUUGAUCUGUAAAAUUGUUCCGUGUAUUCGAGCCUUUACUCGUAAAUUUUUUUAGUAAGUUAGGUAGUAUAAAUGAAAAUAUGUUCGUCACAUGUUGUUCAACAUUUUAUUUUGUUAUUAGCAUUUUUAAUUUUUUCUUGUUUAAUUUAAUAAUUUGUGCCUACAUUAAGAGCACUUGUUACGUUCUUCAGAAAAUUAAAGGAACCCAAAUAUUUGUUUCUAACCGGAAUAUUUGAAGCGAGGCGAAGCCUUAACUCAUAAUGUCCAUCAAAAUUUCCGUAACUGGUAAAUAGAUGCAGAUUUUUGGCUUUUGCAGGAGGAAAUAUUCAUAUUAGGGACAAUUUUCAGUGAGUAAGA
This is a messenger RNA of Hydractinia symbiolongicarpus, 2565 nucleotides long. RefSeq lists its product as uncharacterized. NCBI's taxonomy places the organism in Eukaryota, Metazoa, Cnidaria, Hydrozoa, Anthoathecata, Hydractiniidae. The record is from RefSeq and is a predicted model, not a curated record. The coding region runs from base 1593 to 2072 and encodes 159 amino acids. The transcript is spliced from 2 exons.